UUUAUUUUAUUUACUUUUAGCACCCUGGUGGUGAGGAGGUCUUAAUGGAACAAGCCGGCAAAGACGCUACAGAAAAUUUCGAAGAUGUUGGUCACAGUUCCGAUGCCCGUGAAAUGAUGAAACAAUAUAAAAUUGGUGAAUUGGUGCCUGAAGAACGUACAAAUAUCCCCGAAAAGUCUGAACCCACCUGGAAUAGUGAUCAAAAAACCGAAGAAACCUCCAUGAAAUCCUGGUUGAUGCCCUUCAUUUUGGGUUUAAUUGCCACUUUGAUCUACAAAUAUUUCUUUGGCAGCAAAUCGCAAUAAUUUUAAACAAACACAAAA
This is a messenger RNA of Lucilia sericata (common green bottle fly), 323 nucleotides long. RefSeq names its product cytochrome b5-like. Gene Ontology annotation, molecular function: heme binding. Gene Ontology annotation, cellular component: intracellular membrane-bounded organelle; membrane. Lineage: Eukaryota; Metazoa; Arthropoda; Insecta; Diptera; Calliphoridae. The transcript has a single exon. The record is from RefSeq and is a predicted model, not a curated record. Bases 45 to 305 code for a protein of 86 amino acids.